AUGGCCCACACGACAUCAACCAACCCCAAAGCGGCAUCAUCUAGGCCAAUUAUCACCCUCGAGGAACAUUUCCUCUCGCGAGCAGCUAGUGCCCAACCCAACGAGAACAAUGCAGCCUUCAAGGCCAUCCCGGGCCUAUUUGAGCAAUUCACCGAGCUCGGCCCCAAGCGACUCGAGGACAUGGAGUCGGGCCAGGUCACGAUGCAAGUUAUUUCCCACGGCCCCGGCGAUCUUUCGCCCGCCCAGUGUCGAGAGUGCAAUGACCAGCUGGCCGAGGCCGUGCGCGCCCACCCGGACCGGUUCGCCGGCUUUGCCGAGCUGCCCAUGGACGAGCCCGAUGAGGCCGCCAAGGAGCUCCGACGUACGUGUUCGGGGGAGAAUGAUGUGGCCAAAUUUGUCGGCGCUUUGAUUGACAGUCACACUGAAAAGGGCUUGUACUAUGACGGGCCCGAAUUUGAUGUGCUCUGGGACGAGGCGGUAAGGUUGGACGUGCCAAUCUACAUUCAUCCGACGUGGCCAUCAGACCAGCUCUUUGAUGCGUACAAGUCGCCCAAUCUCCCUGAGCACGUGUCAAAAUCCAUUCUCGCAUUCGGGUUUGGGUGGCACAGCGAUGUUGCCGUCCAUGUUCUGCGAUUGUAUGCCACGGGUGUGUUUGACCGGUUUCCCAAACUCAAAAUCAUCAUUGGGCAUAUGGGGGAGAUGAUUCCAUACAUGCUCCAGAGGAUCGAAAGGGUAUCAUCACGGUGGGGUAACAAGAGGUCCUUUCGUGAAGUAUGGGACAACAACUUGUGGUUGACGACGAGCGGAAAUUGGGCACUCGACCCACUGGCCUGUAUUCUACGAAACACUAAACAUGAUAGAAUCAUGUACAGUGUUGACUACCCCUUUGCCAAGAGCGGUGACGGGCUCAAGUGGCUAGAAGAGCUAGAGCAGAGUGGAAUGGUCAGCGAGGAAGAGCUGGAAGGGAUACGAUGGAAGAAUGCAGCAACGCUAUUGAAACUAAGUGUCGUCUAA
Messenger RNA from Pestalotiopsis fici W106-1, 1014 nucleotides. RefSeq lists its product as uncharacterized. The transcript has a single exon. NCBI's taxonomy places the organism in Eukaryota, Fungi, Ascomycota, Sordariomycetes, Amphisphaeriales, Sporocadaceae. Gene Ontology annotation, cellular component: cytoplasm; cytosol. Gene Ontology annotation, biological process: secondary metabolic process. Gene Ontology annotation, molecular function: hydrolase activity; carboxy-lyase activity. Bases 1 to 1014 code for a protein of 337 amino acids. The record is from RefSeq and is a predicted model, not a curated record.